AUGAAGAUAUGCAGUCCUCCAGAGAGUCAGAUCAAAGACGUUGCAUUAAGCCUGAACGUAAAUUACAGGAGCGAGUCGGAGCUCAAGCGAUGGCUUUAUCAUCUGGAGAAACAGAUCCAACUCAGUGGAGGAAACCUGGAUGGGUCUCUCCCAUAUCAGAGCGACUGGAAGCAGAACUCCUUCAGGAAAGAGGAACUGAGGUGGUCUGUGCAGAAUAUGCCUGUCCAAGAAUGGAGAGGGACCCAACGGGAGUCCCUCGGCGAUGUCCUCUGCGUCUCCAAAGUGAAGCUGCAGCAUUUGCCUUUCCAGGAGCAGCAUGACAGGCUUUUGAUCCUGUACCCGUCCACACUGGUGAUCAUCUCUGAAGAGCGCAAUGGCCUCUACUUCAAGGGAGAACUGCCACUGAAUGCAAUACAAGUUCAUUUUGAAGAAAAGCAAAAAAGCUCCUUUCUAAUAGAAGGCCGACUAAUAAACUCAAUCCGGGUCACUUGCCCCAGUUACGAAGAUUACCAGGAGUGGCUGUACUGCCUGAAAACAGCCCAGUUUCGAAAUGCUGACUCUUCCAUUUCGGGAUCCGAAAGCCUCUCGGGAUCAAAGCCACCUCACCUUGUGCAGUUCCCGGGCAGCGGGAGAGGCUCCCCCACCUCUGAUGGCCGGACGAACUCCUGGACGUCAAGAGGGAAAGUGACCACCUCAGCCCACCUCUCCCAGCACAGCGGCUCCCUCCCUGACCAGCAGUCAUUUGUUCUGGUGCCGGAAGGCAGAGUGAUUGACGACCCCCUGUCCCCAGGCUAUGCCCAGCCUGUCCAUUGCUGGCCAAGCACGGGGGUUGCCAAACCAGAACUGAGGAGGAGUGGCAGCGCUCGGAAGUCCAAAGGCAAAUGUGGCCCUCCCCAGCAGCUGCAGCCCAGCAGCCAGGACUCGGAAAGGGCCGCCUUUAGCUUUCCCGAAAGCCCCCAUGGGGAGCUGCUGUCCCCCGUGUACAACGAUCCCUAUUCUGCACUGAGCUCCCAGCGGCACCCACUGCACCUGGACUUGAACAACUUGAAUCGAUGGAGCUUGGGGGAAAGUCAGACUCCGACAGCUGCCAGCAAUCUGGAAAAACCGGCCCCACCCUGCUCCCCCUUGUACGCCGACCCCUACACUCCGACCCCCACCGCUGGGCUCAGAGUUGCAGACGCUGACUUCCUGGAAGAGUUUGUAAAACGUCAUGGUCAGACGGGCUCAGAACGGCAGCUGAACGGCUACGCAGAAAUCCCAGGGGCCCGUCCCCCGCCACCCCAGAACUACUGCCAGCCAGUGCCCAGCAGUCGCAGGAGAGAGCCGCCCGCAGCACAAAGAUGCGUCAUCCCUGGCACCUCGAGUUGCUUCCCGCUGGCCCCUCCGGCCGACGUGCCCUACCCAUCACACGUCCCCUCCUUGAAGGAAGAGUGUCUGGGAUCUUCGCUGCAGUCAGCAGACGGAAGCCCUGGCGUCUACCACCUGCCUGGGAAUGGCCGCGUGCGGCACGACUCUGCCUAUCACGACUACACAGAACUCCACAGCUGCCACAGCGACUUCAGUUACGACAACCUCUGGGAUGCUGAGGGGAAUGAGCCGGGCAUCCAGCAGGCCGGGCCCAGCUCCUGCCAGCAGAUUUAUCACGUAUGAGGGCAGGAAGCCAAAGCUGUGCUUAUAAAAACUCCUGUGCCGGGCCCCACCCUGACCGCUCUGUUUUCAGCUGUGUCUUUGGGCUGUGAAGAGUCUAGGUGUGUCUAGGAUGAUCAGGGGGAAUAAUCCCUACAGCGAUUGAGGCCUCCCUGUGCGUGCUGCGCCCUGGAUCCGGCAGGUUUUCAUCAGGUUGGACCUUUUCCACCAAAUCUUAACGUGAUGCCAACGAGCACGAACAAGACUCUACAAAUCGCAAUGAAAAAUGAAGUGCCCCCUUAGCCCCGGAUAUUUCUACAGCAUUAGCAGGUUCUUGGACACGUGGCUUUCUGAAGAAACCCGCUGUCCCGGCGGUGUAGGGGAUGUGGCGUUACUCUUGUUUUAUGCAGUAGAAAAGCCUCCCUACUAAUCCCACUGCCUUCGGCUAACAGGACGUCGUGUGUAUGGAAGGAGCAGUAACUUAAAGGGGGUAUAAAUGGAGGAAGCCGGUCACUGGAUAGGUUAGUUUGGGCGCGAAGUAUUAAAGAGCUCUGCAUUGGGAGACCUGAUCACUUUCUUUUCCAGGGAUCCCUCUUAGUUGGCAACAUUGGAGGUAGCUUUAAGCCUGGAGCACUGUUAGUUAGCCAGCCCUGUCCCCACUGAGCAUCAAGUCCGUGAAGACCUGUGAACAUUCACCAUCACUUCAAGUCAGCAGGUUGGGUAACAACUGCAUUUGGCCUGUUAACUCGGAGCAAAAGUCAGAACUGGUGAUGGAGAUGAGCAGGCAGAAAUCCUGACCUGAUCCACAGGCUGCUCAGGUUAACAGAGGGGGGGUCAUCUUCCCGGCCAGUGGCAGCCCAGACACUGUGGUGAUGGGUGCCGGUGGAAGAAUCUGCAUAGCUUGGCCAGCACUGAGAAAGAGACUGAGAGGAAAUGGGUUACCUGGGAAGUGCUCUAAAGGGCACGUGUUUUCAGAAGAGUUCUCCUGGAUCCCUCCUUAGGAAACUUUUUUUUUUCUCUCCCCGUUCAGACCUCUGCAAGUUUACUGAACUCAAUCAAAACUCGGUCUUUGUAUAUCUGGGCAGGAAACCAUCACAAAGCAAAACUCCUGCCUGAUCCUCCGAAGGCUCCAAUAAUCUCAGGAAUCCUGGUAUCCCGAGCGCCCCCCUGAGUGGCCCUAGGGGACGGCAGAACACUACCACACCACCACCAUUCCGGAGGGGCCAGCAUAUGAGCUUUAUCGUUUUCUAGCUGCUUCAGCCAGAUCCUUCCUCACACACGGGGUCAGCUGCAAGCCAGCAUCCUUUACCGGAGGCUCCAAAUUCUAACCUGCAUUCCCCACGCGGACUGUAGAACAAACUGUAUUCAGGA
Messenger RNA from Pelodiscus sinensis (Chinese soft-shelled turtle), 2997 nucleotides. The record is from RefSeq and is a predicted model, not a curated record. Lineage: Eukaryota; Metazoa; Chordata; Testudines; Trionychidae.